AGUUUGCUCAGCCCCCAGAGAUUCCAGGCGGCUAUUUCUGCCUUGCUCUGACCAGAUCCGGCUUCAGACUGUGAUGCAUUAUGCUCUGAGUGGAGUUUCUCUAGCCUCCUUUUCCUCAUUUCUCUUGAAUAGCUGGGGAAUGUCCGUGCCCCCCUCUCUGAGCUGUUGCUUAAAAUCAUGUAAGGCCUCAGCACAUAGUAGGUGGUCAGUCCACAGUGGCUCUUCCACCCCUCAUUCACUUCUGUCAGUAGGCGGUGGAUGCUUGUCCUCCUGGCAUGCGAUUGAGCCUAGUGCCCCUUCAACAGCGUCAGAAGACCUGGGUUGGAGUCCACUUGGGCCCCUAACCCCAUACAGGACCCCCAGCAACUCAUGUCACCUCUCUGGAUUAUAUAGUUACUUCCUCUCUGAGUUCCUCAGUUUCCUUAUCUGUAACAUGGGGGUACUCUUCCUGCCCUACACAGUUGUUUGUGUGGUCAAAUAAGGUAGACUGCUGAGGGCUUCAUGCUGGAGGCUGGAUCCUGUUCCACUGCUACAGAGCCCGGAAACAGAUUUUUCAAUCCAUCUCUGCUCUUGCUCUUCUUCCUCUCUGGUUCUCGUUGGUGCAUUGUAGGAAAUCUGGGUGCAGUUUCUCUAUGAUAACUGAUCAUUACAUGCACCUGUGCUGCACGUGUGUCCAUGCACCUGUUUCUAUCCACAGACCUCCUACUUUCAGUUUUGAUAAAACAUAACUCAGGCUUACCAUAUUUGUUUGUACUUCUUUUAUUCACUUCAGGAGACACUGGGCCUUGGUUUUCCAAAUAGGGUUUUUGACCUGGGAUUUCCUUUGCCAUGCAAAGUAGGAUAGAAAGUUGAGAAAUCUUCCCAGAGAAGCAAAGUGUUGGGUUUUCCUGGGAGGUGCAUGGUAGGACACACAUGGGAUUAGCUUGGAAGUCCUGAAAGGGCUUUGUCUCACCCAAACGAUAAAAUAUAUGCAUGAGUUGUAGUUGCUGUUCCCAAAAUUACAUUCACUGGUCCUGUGCUCUGAUAUCUACACCCAUUCAUUUACUUGAGACCCCUUGUGACAGGCUGUCCCCACCUUUAACAAGCCAGAACAUUUGGACACAGAAUGCUUCCAUCAGACGGAUUGGAAGGCUGGGGCGGGGUGGGAAGAAAUGGGUUUCCUGGUGACUUGUUCUGGGCAGGAACAGAACCUCUCAAGGGUUUGUUUCCUUUUCCUUGCAAGAAAAUGCAAACCACUGGUCUCUGCAUAUCCCUCCAGACAUUCAUGGGAGAAACCAGGCUAAUGUUUAUAGAAGCCUAUUGGGAGUGGCUGCCUUCAGGAUGGAGAGAAAGCUCAUUACCUCGAGCUGCUAAAAUUUAAUCCAAAGAAAAUAUACUAUUCCCUUAGAAAAUGGGUUGGGUACAUGUGAACUGUGUUAACUUUAAAAUCAACAAAUCAGUUAUCAAAAUACUAAUUUUCUAAGCAGUAUGCGACCAGGGAAAUGAACACAUUGUGUAAUUUGAUGUGUGUCUGUAAGUCUUAGAACCCGCAUCUAUGUUUAUCAACAAAGGGCUUCACCUUCUCUAAUGAAGUUUUGUUAAAUGUUUGGUUUGGUAUUUUUAAUUUUACCAUCCAAGAUCUGUUAAUGUAGUGUUUUUGUUCAAUUUCAAGGUAAAGUUUAUUAUUGUUUGGUGCUUACAAAAUAACAAAUGCUCAUUGUAAGAAUUUUAGAAAAGAUGGGAAAUAAAAAAAAACCUAUAAAAAUAACAGUGGUUGAACAGAAAAGGGCAUGAGGAAACUUUCUGGGGCAAUGGGAACAUUCUAGUUCUUUAUAGGGUCUUCGGUUUCUACACAGGCAUACAUAAUUGUUGAAACAUCAGCCAGUGCACCCUUAAGAUUUGUGAACUUCAUUGUACGUACAUUUUACAUUAAAAUCUGUGAACAGUUUUUGAAUUGGGUUAAUGAUAUGUAUGAUGAAGUAUUUGGAAGAAGUGUACAGAUGUCUGCAAUUUACUCUGAAGUGAAUCAAAAAAAUAAGAAAGCUUGAUGAUGAAUAUAUGGAUAGAUAUGUAAUAAAGCAAAUAAAGUAAAAUAUUAAUGGAGAAUCCAGAUCUUGGGUAUAUUAGUGUUCAUUAUAAAAUUCUUUCAACUUUGCUGUAUAUUUGAAAACUUACAUAAUAAAGUAUUAGGGAAGAGAGAUUACUAAUUCAGAAAAAAAUCCAUAUUUACAAUCCGAACUUACCACUAUUAGCAUCUUAGUGCACAUUAUUUUCUUUCAUUUUUGUUUUCAAGAAUGCAUAAUUUUAUACCAUUAUGAUCUUAUACAGAUUUAUUUUCAUAUUUUUUUCACUCAAUAUUAUAUCAUAGUUUUGUUAUGAAAAGUCUUCAUUAUGUAAUUUCUAAAUUGAGGUAUUAUUUAUGUACAGUAAAACUUACACUUUCUAGUUUAGAGUCCUGUGAGUUUUGACAAAUGCCUACAGUCAUGUAACCACCACCACAACCAGGAUGUAGAACAAUGAUAUCAUUUAGGAAAACUUCUCUGUGCCCCUUUGAGGUCAACCCUCCUCCUCACAUCCAGGUCUUGGCAACCACUGAUCUGUCUUCCAGAAUGUCAUUAAGAUGGAAUCAUGCAGUGGAGGAUGUACCUUCUGACUCUGGCUUCUUCCACCCACACACGAUACAUUCGAGAUUCAUCCACGUCCUUGCAUAACUGACCUGAAGUUUCAGUGUAGUCAGAGAGCUCUUCAAGUAAUAAAUCAUGGAGACCAGUCAGGAAACUUCCCUCUUCUUGGUGAAGAUCUUGGAGGAACUGGACAGCAAGCAAAAUACCGUUUCUUAUCAGGACCUGUGCAAAUCUCUCUGUGCCCGGUUCGACCUGUCGCAGCUUGCCAAACUGAGAAGUGUGCUCUUCUACACAGCUUGUCUCGAUCCCAAUUUUCCAGCCACGCUAUUCAAAGACAAGAUGAAAUGCACUGUGAAUAACCAGCAAUCAAAGAAAAUCAUGGUGGCAGCAGAUAUUGUGACGAUAUUCAACCUGAUCCAAAUGAAUGGCGGGGCUGCCAAGGAGAAGCUGCCCACGGGCCGCCAGAAGGUACGCAAGAAGGAGGCAUCCUUUGAAUCAUGUAGGUCGGACACAGAGAUCUGCAAUGCAGCUGAGUGUGAGCCCCUGAACUGUGAGCUGAGUGAGAGGUCUUUCAGCCGGGGCUACCCCAUCAGGCAGUCGUCCAAGUGCCGGAAGAUGGACUGCAAGGACUGCCCACAGUUUGUCCCUGCCUCUGAGCCUAACUUCCUGUUGGGAGUUAGCAAAGAGGUGAAAAACCGCGCCGCUUCCCUGGACAGGUUGCAGGCCCUGGCUCCGUACUCUGUGACCAGCCCUCAGCCCUGUGAGAUGCAGAGGACCUACUUCCCCAUGAACAUCGAAAACGAGUCCAUUUCAGACCAGGACUCCCUGCCCAUCAAUCAGAGCAUCAAGGAGACCUUCAUUUCCAAUGAGGAGCCAUUUGUGGUCCAGUCCUGUGUCCAGAAAAGGAAUAUCUUCAAAGAGGAUUUUCACAAUUUGAUGGCAGUGUCCCCCAGUUUGGUUGGCCCCAUCAGCAAAGCAGAGAAUGAGCACAGGGAACCCCAGAGUCGAAAGGAACCCCACAAGCCACCCUUCUUCAACCACAGCUUUGAAAUGCCCUAUAACAGCCAGUACCUGAAUCCAGUGUAUUCCCCGGUUCCUGACAAAAGGCGAGCAAAGCACGAAAGCUUAGAUGACCUUCAAGCCUCUACAUAUUUUGGGCCCACUCCCGUGAUGGGAACCCAAGAAGCCAGGCGCUGUCUAGGGAAGCCCAACAAGCAGACUCCCUGGCCAGCCAAAAGCUGGAGCCUAAACACAGAGGAAGUUCCUGACUUUGAACGGUCCUUUUUCAAUAGAAAUCCCUCCGAGGAGAAGCUACACUAUCCAAAUGCCAGUAGCCAGACCCCCAAUUUCCCAGCCCCAGAAAGGCGCCCAACUUACCUUGUGCCAAAGGAUCAACAGCCAAUUCUCCCCAUUGCUUAUGCGGCAAAACAAAAUGGGCUCAAAUCUAAAGAGAUCUCAUCCCCUGUUGACCUGGAGAAGCAUGAACCAGUCAAAAAGUUUAAAGACAAGAGCAUUAACUGCACCAGUGGGCAGCUCAGCUCAGACACCAGUAGCGUGGGCACCCAGACUGAGCACGUGCUGGAGCCCAAGAAAUGCAGAGACCUGUGCACCUCUGGUCAGGGCAAGUACAGUGACAGGCACACCAUGAAGCACUCAGACGAUGACUCAGAAAUUGUCAGCGACGACAUCAGUGACAUUUUCCGAUUUCUUGAUGACAUGAGCAUCAGUGGCUCCACGGGAGUGAUACAGUCGUCCUGCUACAACAGCACAGGAUCCUUGUCUCAGCUCCAUAAGUCAGACUGCGACAGUUCCCCUGAGCACAACUUAACCAAAAUUGCCAAUGGGGUCCCCAACAGCAAGGGAGACAAGGGCAACCGGCCUGAAAACACCCACCACUCGGAAGAAGAGCUGAAGACCAGUGUGUGCAAACUGGUGCUCAGGAUUGGCGAAAUUGAACGGAAGCUGGAAUCCCUGUCGGGUGUCCGUGAUGAAAUCUCCCAGGUCUUGGGCAAACUAAAUAAAUUGGACCAGAAAAUGCAACAGCCUGAGAAGGUGAGUGUGCAGAUAGAUCUGAACUCCUUGACAAGCGAGGGUCCGUCUGAUGACAGUGCCUCUCCCCGGAUGUUCCACGCACACAGUGGCUCCCACGGACCCAAACUAGAGAACAACCCUGACUGGUGCUGCUCUGAUGCUAGCGGGAGCAACAGUGAAAGCCUGCGGGUCAAGGCCUUAAAAAAAAGCCUCUUCACCAGGCCAUCCUCUAGGUCCCUAACAGAGGAGAACAGUGCCACAGAGUCCAAAAUUGCCAGCAUCUCCAACUCGCCCAGAGACUGGCGCACCAUCACUUAUACCAACCGUGUGGGCCUCAAUGAGGAGGAGAUAAAAGACACAGGCCCAGGAGAUAAUAAAGACUGGCAUCGGAAAUCUAAAGAGGCAGACAGGCAGUACGACAUUCCCCCACAGCACCGACUGCCCAAGCAGCCCAAAGAUGGCUUCCUGGUGGAGCAGGUGUUCAGCCCUCACCCCUACCCUGCCUCCCUCAAGGCCCACAUGAAGAGCAACCCCCUGUACACAGACAUGCGGCUGACCGAGUUGGCCGAGGUGAAGCGGGGCCAACCUUCUUGGACCAUUGAGGAGUAUGCACGGAAUGCGGGCGACAAGGGCAAGCUGACAGCCCUGGACCUGCAGACGCAAGAAUCUUUAAACCCAAAUAAUUUAGAGUACUGGAUGGAAGACAUUUAUACUCCAGGAUACGAUUCAUUACUAAAACGUAAAGAAGCCGAAUUCAGACGAGCCAAGGUCUGCAAGAUAGCUGCUCUGAUCGCUGCUGCGGCAUGCACCGUCAUCCUCGUUAUUGUCGUGCCCAUCUGCACAAUGAAAUCAUGAGCUAAGAAUGCAACCUUACGUACAGCUUAUGACUACCAAUGUCGUCGUCUGUAUCUUAGAAUCUUGCAGCAGUGAGGCAACAAUUUGUUGAAAUGGAGAUGAAAUCAUGGAGGCAUUUCUACAAAUGUUGAAUGAAGGUGGUUUUCAGAAAGUAUACAUUCUAGUGAGAAAUCUACCUACCUAUUAGCUUUGACUCAAUUACACUCUGACGCAUUUUUAGAAGUGCAAUAUCUUUUCCUACCAAAAGAACAUCAUGGACUAUCAAUAAAUACAAAUUGAAUAUUCCAAGCCAAAAAAGGAAGAUUAAUUGGGUUCUUUCCAUUUUGAUGAUGUUUCAUGGUGGGGAAUAAGUUAUACAGAAGAUAUUUAAUACACGCCUCUUUAGAAGAAACUAAGGGAAAUAGCAACAUAAGAAGAAAAGAGGUGGCUUCUCUUUUCCAUAAUGUUCUUAGACCAUUGCUGGUGAAGUAACAGGGUGUGUGUCCCUAAAGGGUAUUACUUCUCUGUCGACUUUUAUCAAGGGCUACUGACGUUUCAUUCUUGCCCUUUUGUCAUCAACACGACAGAGUGUCUGCAUCACUGCAGAUCUUCAUGGAAACAUUCUGGACCUUCUUCCUUGCACUUGGAGUGAGAAGGAGCUGGACUACCAAGUCAGGCGUGGAAUGAAGUAUGCUCAGACUGCAUGAUGGGCCAAGGUAUUCAGGCCAGGAGACCUCGUCCUCAAUCCAAAGUGUAGGGGAGCUGCCUGCUAACGAUGUAAGGUCAGUAUUUGAAAAUCAUGGCCACUCCAAAGGAUCUCCUGUUCUUGCUUUGGUGUGUGGCUCCAUUCCUUGAUUUUCUAUCUCCUGGUGGUACCAGAUGCUCUGCCUCUCAUACAUGAGUUGAAGAGUUUGGAACUUGUCCUUGUGCCUUGAAGAGUAGAGACAAUGGCUAAACGUUGACAUUCUAUCUGUAAACCAUGGUUUUCACGCACCACUAAUAUCUGCCAUUUUCAAUGGCUUUAAAAAGAUUUUGAAAGCUUGCUCAAUAAUGUUCAAUAAUAUAAUAAUAAUAAAGGCACUGAGGUCUUCUCAGUUACCCCAACACCUACUCCAGAGUUUUGAAUACUUGUCAGCAGUGCAAAAAAUAUUAUCUGUUUAACCACUUAUCUAUAUGUCUAUCUAUCUAUCUAUAUGUCUAUCUAUCUAUCUAAAUACUUGAUUUUUAUUUAUUGUCUUCUCUGUUAAAUAACUUGAGAGCAAGGUUUCUUUCGUGUAAAAGAAGCUGUUGUAAUUUCAUCCAAAUUUGAUCUGUUUCCACCUGCUGAAUGGUGCUCUGACAAUAAUGGAACAGAAAGAAUCCUUAUCAGCAUCUGAUUCCAAUGUCUUGUUACAGGUCAAAGAAAAAAGGAUUGACAGAAACUAGCUACCUUAUAUAUAUUUUUUGAUAAUAAGGUGGGAUAUAAAUAGAUUUUGGUAGCAAGUGUAAUCACUCCGUAUGAUAUAAUAAAUUUCUAAAAGAUUUGAGAGCAUCUCAAUUUUUAAAGCAAUAGGAGUCUAGCAUCCAUUCUGAAAAAUCGCAAAUAAUGCUUAGCUUGCUGUGUCUGAUUCUGUUGUUCACCAUUAAGGGGUAGACAGUUAAUUUUAUUAUGUUAACAAGUGAGGGAUGAAUGUUUUCAUCUGUGGUGAACCUUUAUUUUUAGAAGUCUUCAUGUUAUCUAUUUGUAUUAUCAUGUUUAUGUAUGGAUUUUCAAUUUCAGUAACCGAAAACUUAAGCCUUAGUAUGAAAAACUGAGGAUUUAUAAUUGAAAAUGAAAAAAAUAUGUUACUCUCUAUCAUCAGAAUUAUAGUCUUUGGUGCUCUGUUUUCAAUGGGGCAUAUUACAUAAGGUUGUUUCUUUCACCCCAAAGAGACUACUAGGUUACCACUCUGGGCAUUGCCUUUCCACCUAACCCCUCAACCAGUAAGACUCUACACCAUAUUGUAGCCCCACUAUUCUCCUCUUUAUCACAGAUGAAGUGCCAGAGCAUCAGAGAUAGGUAGCUCCCAACCUCUUGCUCUGGAUUUGCAGAAGAGGGGGAGAUGUACUUACCCAGGAUAAGAAAAAUCUAGUCAAAUCCACCCCAAAUCUUCCAUUUAACAGGUAGGACCAUCGAGGCUGGACCAAACCACUUUUUCCACUGCCCUUGGUGAAUCUAUUCCUAGUGGACCCCAUUUGGGCAUGUGCCUAGCUACCUUGGGAAGGCAUGACUAUAAGUCACACCUCAGGCUUGGAAAUGAAAGGAUUCUAUAGAAUAUUCUAUACUUUCCAUAGCUGGAGAGGUAGUCAGAAAUUCAGUCUUGCUCUGAGUCCACAGUAGCUUUAAAAUUCAACUCAACAUUGUUGUCACGUAACGGAAACAUCUAGACCUGGUAAUAAUCCAGGAAAUUGCAAAAUGGAGGCCAAAAGUAAGGUGGGUUUCUCUGGAAAGGGGUCAUCCUCAGUCUGAUAAUACCAAGUCUGACGCUGAGGUUAUGAAUCAUUACCAUGGCUUGGAGCUAUUGGAUGCUUGGGGUCUUGGGAUAGAUAGAAGGUGAGGUUCACAGUUGGAGCUUUUCUUGCCAUUGACCCCAAGCUCACCCCAGCCUUCCUUCCCUGACCCUGAGACUCACCCUAUCUAUCUCCCCUAUUCCCUCAGUUUGCAGAAUGAGCAAGAUAGAGUCUGGCUAGGAGGGAAACAUCUAUCCAUCUCUCUAAUCUUUGCCCAUCACCUCCUGUUGCAAUGAGUUCCCGCAGGUGACAUACGGACUGGCCUCUCUACUGUACUGGGUGCCAUCUCCCACCAUACUCUGGCAUUUUUAUGUAAAGGAUAAUUUCUUGUACCUGAGUCUAAAAUUACAACGUUAUCAAAAUUCACUUCGUUUUUCCUGCAUUUUAAAAGUAAUAAAAUAUUAUUUGAGAUUAUUUUGAAAUUAAAUAUCCUUAACCAAUGAUUAAAUUCAUAAUCAUUUCAUCUUCUUUCAUAAUCAUUUCAUCUUCUAAUCUGAAUUUGUUUUGAACACAGCCUUGCAGAAAAGCAAAAAAUAUUUCCCCGCUCAAAUUUUGCCGACAUUUUAUACCAGUAUCCCCUUCAUUACAGUAAACUAAAUCAUAACUUACAUCAUCCAUUACUAGCUGAUCAUAAAUUGUUAGUAUUUUAAGGUAUGCAACUAUGUGAUUGACAUCUGUAAGGCUAGUUUAAUAGACGUGCUAAAUAUCACUGUUCUGAAUAUCUGUGCCAUAGUUCUGAUACCCUUAUUGGAAUCAAGGCAGUGCUGUUUCUGUUUACAAGUUAUCAAGAUAAGAGCAGUGGCAUCACAUUUGUUGUUGUUGUUUUUUUUUUUGAAAUAGAAAAAAACAGAAGAAGCUCUGCCAACAAUAAAAGAUUUUGUUAAGUGGUAUAAAAAUUUGUGAAUGUUGAAAUUCAACAUGCUUCAUAUUAUAACCAACCUGCAAGAAUAUUGUGGUCAAUUGUGUGAAUACCAAAUCAGUAUAUACUGUAUACUGUACUAUGAAAAUUUGUAUUUAAAGGCAAAGAUACAAGUAAUUGUUGGUAUAAUUGGGGAAAAGGGUAUUCAAUAUUUAUUAAGUAACAAUGAGAAAUGCAACAAACUUCCUUAUUUAUGCCUUAUGAAUAAAAGAGUGUGGAAUGUAAGGUGAAAUUUUAUGUGCAAGAUCCUGAAGGAAUGGGUAUUCUUGAAGGCAGGGACUGUCUUUUCUAUGUUUGUUCUGUACAGCUCUCAGCACACUCUUGGUGCUUGAUAAAUGUUAUGUUAUAUAAUACCAAUAACUAAGCACAUUUUUAGAUCUUUUUUCAAAUGGCUUGUGUAAAAUUUGGUUAAUGUACAAUGGUUGGUUUGAAGCUAUCAUGUAAAAUUGGCCUCUCCAAAUAUAAUCAGAAAUAAACCGAAAAAAAUAUAAAA
Messenger RNA from Homo sapiens (human), 9409 nucleotides. It is a transcript of the gene MINAR1, whose product is annotated as membrane integral NOTCH2 associated receptor 1. Bases 2739 to 5489 code for a protein of 916 amino acids. Gene Ontology annotation, biological process: negative regulation of protein ubiquitination; negative regulation of neuron projection development; negative regulation of TOR signaling. NCBI's taxonomy places the organism in Eukaryota, Metazoa, Chordata, Mammalia, Primates, Hominidae. The record is from RefSeq and is a predicted model, not a curated record. The transcript is spliced from 4 exons. Gene Ontology annotation, cellular component: plasma membrane.